Molecule: messenger RNA, 1092 nt
Organism: Dichotomopilus funicola
Lineage: Eukaryota; Fungi; Ascomycota; Sordariomycetes; Sordariales; Chaetomiaceae
Exons: 5
Coding region: 1-1092 (363 amino acids)
Molecular function (GO): RNA binding
Source: RefSeq, a predicted model, not a curated record
AUGGAUCUCCCUACACAGGUAUCAUCAGGCACAAACACCAAAGUUACAAACACCGGACAUACCUCCCAGGCCACAGAUGACACGUUCAACACCACCGUCACGCUUUCUUUCUCUCGGGCGCAGUCCUUUCGCCGCGCCGCUCUGAGGUCGGCCCUUUCGGCCUCGAGGUCCGCCUCGACGGCGGCUCGCACUAGCCCCUUUACCGCUCGCGCCAGUGUCCAACGCAGCGCCGUGAAGUGCGCCUCGCCGCAGGCCCUCCGCUUCUUUUCGCAAACCAUGCGCCAGGCCAACGAGGAGCAGAAGUACCCCGCAGAAGAGGCUGCUGAGGCUGCUGAGCCUGUUGAGGCUGCUGAGGCCCGCGAGGAGAGCCUGGGCCAGACUGGGGAAGAUAUUCAGGAGGCGUCGCAGGAGACCCCCCGGUUUGGCACCCCGCCCCCGGUUAGGGACAGCUUUAUCAAUGAUCCGGCCAAGACCUGCUUCAUCCGCAACAUUGUUUUCGAGCUUACUGAGGAACACAUCCUGAAGGCCUUUGAGAAGUAUGGAAAGGUUACUCAGGCCCACAUCGCGCGCGACCCGCGUGGAUUGAGCAAGGGUUAUGGCUUCGUGAGCUUCGAGACGGAGGAGCAAAUGAAGGAGGCUGCCGAGGGGGUCAACGGCUCGUUCUGGCACGGCAGGCGCGUCACUUGCGUCCCGCGGGAUGCCAGCACGACCAGGCCCCUGAGGACGAACCGGGGGCCGACGAACUCGCCGACCAAGCAGCUCUUCAUCGGCAAUAUCCCCUACGAGACGACCGACGUCGAGCUGAACCGUAUCUUCCGGGACAUGACUAACGUCAAGGAUGUGCGUGUGGCGGUCGACCGUACCACAGGCUGGCCGCGUGGCUUUGCCCACGCCGACUUCGAGACGGUGGAAGAUGCUAUGGAAGCCAUGAACAAGCUCCAGGGCACCAUGCUCGGUGACCGCACCCUGCGUUUCGACUAUGCGAACGGUUAUGCCCGGCAGGACCGCCGCCCCAACCAAUCAGACAACCGCAGGCAAUCGUUCGACAACCGCCAGGACAACGACAGGAACGACUAUGGCAACGAAUUUUAA